CCUUAAGCUUAGGUUAAAGCAGCCAUGGCUUAGGCCCCGCACCCGAUACGGAUUUAGAAGCAAAGACCUAUCAGUGGUGACUACUAAAGCAGGCAAACGAGCAGGCAGCUUAAGCACCUUGGCGAGCUACAUCCGCGAAAAACAACCGAACACAGCAUCUCCAGGUUAGCUCUAUAUUAGCUUAACCUAUUUUUUACAACCAAGAGCACUCUACGACCUUCAAGACUCUGUCCCUUUCGCGAAAGGAUAGAUACCUAGUCUUCACAUCGCACGCUCCGCCAUGGCAGAGCCAGACGUCGCAACCAAGGCUCCCGAGUACGAUGCUCAGGAAACCGCCAUUCCGGGCGAUACACCCACGCACACGGGUCCUGGGAUGGGCGAACACUGCACAACUGACAGGCCGACUCCUGCUGGCCUAACUCCGAAGGGGGAACUCAGGAAGCUGGGCGGAGUGGAUGUCUACCUCACGAAGCCAGAGGGGUACCCGGCAGACCCCUCCAAACUCCUGCUCCUCUUGACAGGCGGAACGGGCCUUAAAUCGACAAAUAAUCAGAUACAAGCAGACCAGUAUGCAGACGAGGGCUUCGUUGUUGUAAUGCCGGACCUCUUCGAGGGCGACCCUGCGCCGAACUCCUCCACAGCCCCGGGUAUCGAGACCCAUGGAUCCUCGUUGCUUGACGUGUUUAAACUCAAGGCCGUCGAAACGGCGAAGUCGUUCCUAAUCGAUAUGUGGUUGGCGCGGCACACUGAGGAAAAAGUCAUGCCUUUACUAGAGAAGGUUAUCGACGCAUGCAAUGGCGAGUUCGCCGACGCGGUGGGCAACGGGGGCGGGAUCUACGCGAUAGGCUACUGUUUCGGUGGACGGUAUGUCCUGUUGCUAGCGAGCAAGCGCAGCUCUGUUCAUACCGGUUGGGGCCGCACCCAAAAUCAUGCUGAAGGGGAGGCGGACGCUGGAGCCAGCCUCCCAGACGAGAAGGGACCGUAUAUCAAGGCCGGUGCCCUGGCGCACGCGACAUUAGUAUCGCCAGACGAUUUCCAGGGCUUGCAAGUUCCGGUGAGCCUGGUCUGCGUGGAAGACGACCCGUUAUUUCCCGAUGAUAUCCGAGAAGCUGGGGAAGGUAUAAUGUCGAAGGAGAGCGUAGAGCACGAAGUUCAGGUCUAUCCUGGCGUUCCCCAUGGUUUUGCCGUGGUUGGAGACUACGACGAUGCACACAUAAAGGACGCGCAGGCGACGGCUUUUGAGCAGAUGUUGAAGUGGGUCAAGGGGCAUUGACGAAGAGAGUUGACGGGGCAGGGCUCCUGAUGAUCGUAGAAUUUGUAUAUUGGUCGAAUGAACCAUGGACCAGUUGA
This is a messenger RNA of Durotheca rogersii, 1350 nucleotides long. Its product is annotated as alpha/beta-hydrolase. Gene Ontology annotation, molecular function: hydrolase activity. The record is from RefSeq and is a predicted model, not a curated record. Bases 281 to 1273 code for a protein of 330 amino acids. NCBI's taxonomy places the organism in Eukaryota, Fungi, Ascomycota, Sordariomycetes, Xylariales, Xylariaceae. The transcript has 5 exons.